CUUAUAAUGAGUCUGCAAAAGGAGAGGGGUUCAGAACAGUUGGACUGUCCAGUUCUUGUACACCAACAUAUGAAAUUUAAGUGAAAGACAUCGAAGGUGUUCAGCCAGUGUUGUUUGUGCGUUCAGUUGUGCAGCGGACUUGACCACGGCCACCAUGGGCCCCAUCGUUGCAUUCGCUGUGAUUAUCGCCGUUUCAGGUGGCGUCUCCGGCGCUCCCUAUUUGGGCAAAUUCAUCGGGAAACUUUCCGAAUUACAUCACGGCGUCUCCGGUGAAGUUUACGCGGUUGAUGGCCGAACUUUAUACCUGAAAGAUUUCACUUACGACGGCCAAGGCCCAGCGGCGUAUUUCUACGCCAGCACGUCGAGGAACGCCAACAGCGCCGGAUUCCGAUUAAGGGACGAAAAUGGGAGUCCCGAAGUGAUCAGGCGGUACAGGAAGGAAGGCGUCACUCUCACGCUGCCCGAGGGCAAGACCCUCAACAACAUCAAGAUCUUCUACGUGUGGUGCGAGGAGUUCGAGGUGAACUUCGGCGAUGUGAAAAUACCCCGCGGUUUCGACUACCCCAAGCCCCAGAAGAUCGAGCCUUUGAAGGGGGUCCACGCGAUCUCGUCGGACCCCAUCGUCAUCGUGGACGCCCAGACGCUGCUGGUGCCGAACCUGUCGUACGACGGCGAAGCUCCAGAUGCGAAAUUCUGGGUGGGUCGGGGCCCCAAGCCCUCGCCCCAGGGCAUCCGCGUGCCUGACGAGAACGGCAAAAUGGAGCCCCUCCGUCGCUACGACCGCAAAACGGUCGUCCUCACCCUCCCCGGGGACCUGACAGUGUUCGAUAUCGGCCACUUUGGCAUCUGGUGCGAAGCCUUCACUGUCGACUUCGGCCACGUGCAGAUCCCGCAAAACGUCAACGUGCCCCCCUCGCUGAAGAUGCUCGGAGUGAGCCCACAGUCGAAGCUGAACUGCGAAGUUUUGUACGAUGACCUGGCAUUUGAGGUGCGAUGGGCGGUCGCCGGAGACAGUAUUGUUUUGCAACUAGUUGCAAAAUUAGACGAUAGAGAAUACAUGUCUUUUGGCAUCUCGGGCGAUGAUUCCCGAAGCGAAAUGAUCGGCGGCGACGUGGUCGUUGCCUACGUCGACAAGGAGACCUCGAAAGGCUCCGCCGAGGAUUACCACCUGGCCGCCAAAUCGCAAUGCUCCGGACCCACCGGAUCUUGCCCUGACAACCGGCUGCAGGAAAACACCAACAACGCGCGCUUGCUCAACGCUGCAAUGGUCAACGGCUACUCCAUAGUGACCUACCAGCGGCCCCUCAAGCCCUCGGAUGAGUACGACCGGCAGAUCCACACGAACAGAUCGCAGGCCAUCAUUUGGGCCAUUGGCCCCCUCAACCAGAGGAACGAGGUCUCCUUCCACAGCCACUACACCAAAGGCGACCAGUUCCUGGACUUCGGACGCCCGGCUAAAUGGAACUGCCCCAUGCCGGAAGGCGAGCAACCAUCCAUGAAACCCACGACUGCGGCGCCUUCGAGAUCACGUAACACGGAGAAAAGACGGGGAAGUACCAACAGGAAGGAAGUCGCUGAUAACGAAAGAAGUGCUUCCCGGCCGCGGCAAACCGAACGCCGACGAGGAAACAACAAACCUGUUCCAACUCCGGCCCCUGUCGCAAAAAGAGACGCUUGGGACAUCCCACCGAUCAAGUGCUACGAACCGGAAGAUGGGGUUUUCUACGCCCAGAUGGGCCCCACCGGGGGCAAGAGGGGGUACCCUGCGAUUACGGGGCACGUGGGUUGGGGGAUUUCAUGGUACAUUAACGGACUGUUAAUCCCGGAAAUCAAUGUUGUCCGAGGGAAAACGUACACGUUUGUCGUGGAGGGCGGUUUCGACCCUGAGGUCGCGGCCAAAUACCAUCCCUUCUACAUCACCGAUGAUCCUGUGGGAGGAUACGAGUACAAAACCCCCGAAGAGAAGAAAAAUGUGAAGAUUUUCGCCGGCGCAAUUGCCGGGAAGGACGGAAGUGUUAAACCUACAGGAACGGGAAGACUGUGCCACUGGACCCAGCAAGGCGAUUUGGAAGCCGAUGAUUUUGAGUCGUUUGGGGCUUAUCAAAGAACACUCGAGUUAAAAUGUGACCAAGGCGAGCCUGGAGUCAUCCAAUGGACUCCGGAUAAAGACACUCCUGAUACGGUCUAUUAUCAGUGUUUCACGCAUCGUUAUUUGGGGUGGAAGAUAAACGUACACGACAAGUGCGACGAGCAGCCUGCAGCUAGCGAACCCGAAGCUGCCAUAGUUCCAGCCCCCGCCGACCUCGAACAAAGCCCCUCGAUCCGGACCGAAUCAAGGGUAAAACCAAAUGCUUUAAUAGUUGAAGAUUCAGAAGAUAAGAAUAAUACAACAGUUUCAGAAAUAGCCGCCGUAACAAAUGAUCCCGUCUUGAUCCAAACUCCCAUCUACAUGACGCCCGUAUUUUCCACAUUUACUCCUUAUUUAUUCGACACUCCCGUCUUCUACACCCCAUAUCAACAAACUUUCAAACCUAGCCCACUUUUAGAACCUAUUGGGGAGGAUUUCAGGCUUAAAUCUAUACCUUCAGAAGCACCAAACGAAACUACUCUUCCGCUUUCCACUUCCACUUCAACUCGAGCUACCCCUACAAUUAGCGACAAAAUCAUAGUUGCCACCACUUCCGACAUUAAGCCAAAAAACCAAAGUUUUCUUGUUCCUCCUAAGUUGGUAUUUCAAAAUAACUUUGUAAAGCGCAGACCGGUAAGACCGAAGCGACCGUACUACCCGGUCGUACGGGUCAAAAAACCGAUUUACAGACCACAAAUUAUGACACUGCAAAGGCCACCCCCUUUGAUGGAUCCUUUGCGGUUCUCAGAAUCGCAAAUCAAGUAUCGGCGACCGACAUUCAUACUCGCCAAACCCAGACCCGUAAUCGUGUCAACACCGCCAAGUGUCACAGUUAAGAACGUCCAAAUCUCGCCCCAACAAGCCUCAACUGACAAAGAACCACAAACCACUUCAUCGCCACUCGAAACAAUCAAACCGGCCGUAGAGAAUUACGCAAAUCGCCUAAAACCGGCGCUAAAUACCGGCUUCCGACCCGAAUCGGUGGUAAUUGAAGGCGGCUUCAAACCAAUCAUCACGAAAGCAAUCCAAAAACGAAUCGAUGAACCCCAACUUGAAUACGAGAGCGAGGUUGGAGUCAUAAACCGCGGAAAAACGCGCCAGCCACCACAGCACUUCGAACCGGUGUUUGUUCCGUCGCCGGUCGACAAAGCCAAGCUUAAACGGCCCUACGUGAAGAAAGUCAUUGUGAAGCACUCGCGAAGCAUUCAGGACGAAGAACCGGUCGCUGAAGCCGCCGAAAGAGUCGAGUCUUACUAUUUGCCGCCGCAAGGGAAACCGCCGCAGAUUAGCGAAAGUCGCCAACCGUCCAACAUAGAUCUUGAAGAGCCGGCGAAAUUAGAUCUAGGGUCGCCACCGGACGUGGUUGUAACUUACGACGGUAAGCGAGUUUCCGGUGCAAGUCUCACGGCGAAAAUCGCCGACCGUUCCAGCAUUCUAGACAUGAGGGCGUCUAAAGCCGCGGAACUUAUCAAAGCCCGACCGCAAUUUGUACCUUUCAAAGGUGAACUACCGCCGCUUAAUCCCGAAAUCAUCAACAAGAACGCGCCGCAAUUACAAUCGCGAGGGUUAAUCAACAGAGAUUUAGAGACGCCGCCGAGCGGUUCAACAAAACUGAGUCCGAUAAGACAUCAAAGAGGGGUGUAGGCCGCAGUUCGUGGUUAUCUAAUGCUUUUUUAUUUUAAAUGAUUGUUAAAUAGUUUAGUAAGUUUUGUGUCGUUAUUUUGUGUAAAUAAAACAAUUUGUAGUUGUUU
Tribolium castaneum (red flour beetle) is the source of this 3879-nucleotide messenger RNA. It is a transcript of the gene Skeletor, whose product is annotated as Skeletor. The transcript has 8 exons. Bases 155 to 3772 code for a protein of 1205 amino acids. The record is from RefSeq and is a predicted model, not a curated record. Lineage: Eukaryota; Metazoa; Arthropoda; Insecta; Coleoptera; Tenebrionidae.